GCAAGGGAUAAAGGCGUGUCUGGAACUAUAGUGGGUUUGAUCUUUGGAACUUAUUCGUUUGUGAUUUUCAUCUUUUCGCCAUUUUGCGGAGUUCUUAAAGUAAGGGAGGAAGUGGGAUUUUGUGACAUGAUUGUAGAUCGGGAUGUGUUCAUAGCUGUUUGCUUUGUGUUAAGAGCAACAUGUGCCAUUGGAGGGGCUGCAACUGAAACCUCAACAGUGUCCAUUUUACUGACAAAAUUUCCUGAUAAUGUUGGAAUGGUUUCAGGCGUGGUGGAGACAGCUGCUGGAGCCGGAAAUGCCUUUGGUCCAGUUAUUGGAGGAUUUCUUUACACAGUUGGUGGUUUUAAACUUCCAUUUUUUGUCACGGGUGGCACUUUGAUUGGUGCAAUUCCAAUUAUAGCAUUGGCACUUGGCAAAGGAGAAGAAGAGAAGAAAGACGAGGACAAGGAAUCAAUAUCCAGGUUAAAAGUGCUUAAAAUUCCAUCUGCACUCAUGUUAUGUAAGUACAUGAGUACUCUUAACAUUGUUCUCAAACGAUGGUAUCUAUUCACUUCACAGAUGGGUCAAAAUACAACACAGAUUUAUCUCGUUUUUCUUUAUUGGUCUGGCACGUACACUCUGUUAGCGCCAAUAGUGGGCUACAUAGGAGAUAAAACGAAACCUUAUCUUGAUGGUAAACUUCUCAUUGGAUCCCGCUAUUCUUGCAGGACGAUUUGGCUGGUUAUUUUUGCAAUAACCAUUCAAGGAAUUGCUGGUGGUUUUGCUUUUGUACCCAUCAUGCCUGACCUUAUUAAAAGUUUAAGGGCAAAUGGAAUGCCCGAUAAUUCCUCAACAAACGCGCUUGUGUCGAGUAUUUACGGUUCUAUGUACUAUUUAGGAGCAACAAUUGGACCCAGUCUGGCUGGAGUAUUAGAUGAUCAUUUUGGAUUUGAGUGGGCCAUGAGUGUAGCAGCUUUCAUCUGCCUUUUCCAUACCCUGGUGAUUUGUUUAUUCACGAUGAGUGAAAAGAUCUCUUUAAGGUUGGUAGAUAGCUCAAUGACGUUAGUAACAGUUGUUCUUUUUUCUGCUAAAAGUACUUUACUAGUAGCUAGAACCCCUUUUUGGAGUAAUCAUGAAGGAACGUAACUGAAUUCGACCAGUCCUGAUUUAAAAUAAUUUUUAAUUUUUUUGUUACAUUGACCCUUUUGGAAGGAAUUGCGCACAUGAAGAAAUAAAAAAAUAACUUCAGAUAAGCCUUGUCUUACGGUCUUAAAGUGAAACUGAAUUAACACGUUGCACGACUACUAGUGCUCUUACGAACGGAACGUUGAUUUACAAUUUCUCAGGCCAAGCUUUGCAAAACCCUUUGGGUAUUAAUCAUAGUCAACUUCUUGAAAAAUAACCAUAUGUUGCCAAGGUAAUUAAAAAUGUUUUUGUGCAAACCAACGAACUGAACACAACGACCCAACUUUACUGACGCAUCAGGACUGACCAAUCACAAUUAAGGUGAUUCCAUCGAAAAAGAAGGUGUAAUGGCAUUUCUGUUUUACUUUGCACAGUUGUUAACUACUCUAAGCUAAUCCAAAACAUAAAACAAAAAGUUGGGGUUACCUUCCUCAUUUUCGAGUUUUAGGGCUGUUAUAAAAACUACUCUGGUUAAGUAUAUAUGAAAGUCAUAUAUUUGAACUGCGGAUAAAGACAUGACACACCGGUUC
Pocillopora damicornis (cauliflower coral) is the source of this 1694-nucleotide messenger RNA. RefSeq names its product MFS-type transporter SLC18B1. NCBI's taxonomy places the organism in Eukaryota, Metazoa, Cnidaria, Anthozoa, Scleractinia, Pocilloporidae. Gene Ontology annotation, biological process: transmembrane transport. Gene Ontology annotation, molecular function: transmembrane transporter activity. The record is from RefSeq and is a predicted model, not a curated record.